AUGACUUUGAAAGACACGUCCACCUUCACCGUAUUCAGAACCUUCGUCGUCGUCGCUUCUUGGACGCCGCCGCAGCUCGCCGUCGCAGCUCGCCGCCGCCUUCGCGUGUUGUUUGAGGUCGCCGGAUCCAGGUCUAAGUGGAUUGCAGAGGGUGAUCAAAACACUGGUUUUUUCCAUGCUUCUAUUAAUUGGAAGAGACGUGCAAACUCUAUAGUAGGCUUGCUGGUUGAUGGGGUUUGGGAGGAGAACCUGGAGCUUAUAAAGAAGGCGGAUGUGUUUUUCUUUGAGACAAAGUUUAAAUCAGAUAAUUGGGACCGACUGGUUCUGGAUGGGGUUCAGUUUAGGGUGCUCUCAGAGGCUGACAAUGCUAUGUUGGAUGAUUUUGUUAGAAAUGUGCUUGAAUUAUGGUCUAAGGGAGCGUGGCCUAAGGGGUCUAAUGCAUCUUUCAUUGUCCUUAUCCCGAAGGUGUCGUCACCUCAAAGUCUUGGUGAGUUCCGUCCGAUUUCUUUGAUUGGUUGCAUGUAUAAAGUGGUUUCUAAGUUGUUGGCUGGCCGGCUUAAACUUGUUCUCGGCAAAGUGAUUGAUGUUCGACAAUUUGCUUUUCUUGGAGGUAGAAAUAUGUUGGAUAGUGUGGUGGUAGCUAACGAGGUGGUUCAUGAAGCAAAAGUUCGUAAGAAGCCAACCAUUAUUUUUAAGGUAGAUUAUGAAAAAGCCUAUGAUUCGGUUCGGUGGGAUUUCUUGUUUUACAUGAUGCGGAGAAUGAACUUUGAGUGUUGGUUAAUGGCAGCCCAUGCAGUGAAUUUAAAAUGGAGAAGGGUUGAAUGGCUUGCUUCGUUUCUCUUUCUUAUUGUUGCUGAAGGGUUGAAUGGCUUAUUCAUGAAUGCGGUCAAAUUGGGUAAAUUUAAUGGUUUCAAGGUUGGUGAGAAGGAUUCUGUUGAGGUGUCAUUGUUACAGUUUGCUUAUGACACUAUUUUCAUUGGAGAAGCCAGUUUGCGGAAUACAGUGGUGAAUUUUCAUAAAAGCAAGCUGGCGGCUGUUUCGUUGGGGACUAGUGAGCUCUACCAUUUUGCAUCAAUUUUGCACUGUAAGAUGAUGAAAGUACCUUUUAUUUAUCUGGGUAUCCCGGUUGGGGGUUGUACACGGCGUCAUAAAACUUGGGAGCCAGUUAUCCAGAAGAUGCCGUCAGGUGUUGUAAACACUUGUAACAGUAUUAUGAGGGAGUUUUUGUGGGGUGGUGGGGGAGAAGUGAGGAAGAUUGCUUGGGUUAGUUGGACUUCAAUUUGUAAGCCUAAAGAGGUUGGCGGUCUUGGAAUAAAAGAUUUAUCUAUAUUUAACAAAUCCCUGUUAGGCAAAUGGAGGUGGAGGUAUUUGAAUGAGCCAGAUAGCUUCUGGUGUCGGGUUAUUAAGGCUAAAUAUUUUGGAAAUAAUGCUAUGCAAGAGUCUUUGUGGUGGCGGGAUGUGAUGGCUUCUUCUUGUGACGAGGAUGGUGAUUGGCUUGACCUGGGGGCACAGAAGACUGUAAAGGGAGGGAAUAAGACAAAAUUUUGGCUUGAUGAUUGGGUGGGCAAUGGACGGAGUUUGGUGUUGGAACUUGAAGUGGAGGAGGCCACUGGUGGGAAGGGAGCUGCAGUGGCUUACUGGGAUGCACCGGUGUUGUUACCUCCUGAUCCGGUUUAUAAUCGGGUUUGGAAGGCGCUGACCCCAUCAAAUGUUAAGGCCUUUUCAUGGAGACUGCUUCUUGACAUAAUUCCUUCCCUCAUGAACCUGUGGAAACGCAAGGUGUUACUGUCUAGUGAGGAAGCAAUUUGUAAGGAAAUGGUGGAUCCUGCUGUGCGAGGGGUGAUGGUGGCACAGCCUGCUGGGGGUGGUGGUGGUGAUGGCAGCUUCUCCUCCUAA
Lotus japonicus is the source of this 1896-nucleotide messenger RNA. RefSeq lists its product as uncharacterized. Bases 1 to 1896 code for a protein of 631 amino acids. Lineage: Eukaryota; Viridiplantae; Streptophyta; Magnoliopsida; Fabales; Fabaceae. The transcript has 9 exons. The record is from RefSeq and is a predicted model, not a curated record.